This is a messenger RNA of Coprinopsis cinerea okayama7#130, 1350 nucleotides long. RefSeq lists its product as hypothetical. The record is from RefSeq and is a predicted model, not a curated record. NCBI's taxonomy places the organism in Eukaryota, Fungi, Basidiomycota, Agaricomycetes, Agaricales, Psathyrellaceae. The transcript is spliced from 4 exons. Bases 1 to 1350 code for a protein of 449 amino acids.
AUGACGCUAGUUAAAGCCAAAGCAGCGCCCUCCGACCUCCUUAUCAGCCUUCUUGCGACCAAGUCUGCAGAUCGCACCCUUUUCCCUCGAAGGGAGGCUCAAAAGCUCCCCCUUCGACUCCCUGUGUCGCUGUCCGUCUCCAAAGGCGACUUGGAGCGUUAUCAAUCGCGCAUUUCUAAAGUGCUCGAUGUCCUCUCGCGCGCAGUUUUAACCGACCGAAAGCAGGCUGCUGCUGUCGCUGCAUCGGUAGUCCCCCUGCUCCUGGGCCUGCCUACCAACGACCAGAUCAAGGCCCGUAUACGAGAUAUCUUGACCGCCCUCAACAAACUCACUGAAGACGAAACGCGCAACGCAAAGGCCUUCAUAAUGGGCUUCUACCGCUACGGGUGGAAGAGAUUUGAACACCAAUACAACAAGAGGGCUGGACGCUUAGGAGACUUGGAAAGUUCCGACAAGAGUCCCGCGCGGAUGAGGGUCUUGUCGAACACCUCGAGAAAACGCUCGGUCGCCGCGAUUGCAUUCGCGGAGCAAUACGACAGAUUGCGGGAGGUGAUCAACCAGGAGGAUAAUGCGCUACCCAGCGACCUUGCCAUGGUGUACUCCAAUUUCGAGAAAUACCUUCAAUGGUCUGAAUCUAUACCCAUUCCCAUUACUCGUUGGAUCAUCAAACUGUCCUCUUUGCAUCUCGACGCCAGACGACUCCAAGCCUUGGGCAAAUCUGUACAUUUUCGGGGGAUCCUAUUUGGCGAUUUGGACAUCAGGAUAUACCGACAAGCCGGUCCCUCAAAGCAGACGAUACAGUGCAACGACGUUAUCCUUUUCUUGGCCCUCGCACACCUGAGGCAGACGUUCGAACCGUUUUUGCGCCUAAGAGAGGAGGGGUACGAGGUGUCCGAAGCGGAUUACGAGAUUUUCAAGCAACUGCGAAUCGUACUGGGGGUGGAUCAAGCGAAAUACCUCAAUCCCGACGCAUGCGUCCACUGCGAGAUAUUCCUCCUUCGCCGCAUUCAAACCGAGGGUGUUCCUAUUCUGCCUUAUAUCGGGGUUUCGAAGCUAUCCUGCGUCCCAUGUUCUGUCUACUUCCAUUGCCUCGGUCCUUCUGGGUUCAACCCAGUCUCUACAAGAGGCUCGGACGGCAAAACCUAUCCUGGCUGGUUAUUCCCAUCCGACGCAGCGGAACCAGAGGACGCGGAACGACUUGCGGCACUGAAGACGAAGGUUAUGGAACGCCUGGAAGAGUUUCUGUGGGACCACAUUGACGAAUUGAGUCGCCCAAGGAAGUCCGACAGUACCGUUGGUUCCGUUGACGAUGCCGCGGAAAAACAGGAUAAACAAGCUCUUUCCGACUGA